AUGACAAUGAAAAAUCAAACCACAGUGACUGAAUUUAUUCUCCUGGGACUUUCCAGUGACCCACAGAUGCAGAUUUUGCUCUUCUUCGUGUUUUUAGUUAUUUAUCUAAUCACUCUGGGUAGUAACAUAGUGAUCAUGGCGGUGAUAAGAGCUGAUUCUCACCUUCACACCCCUAUGUACUUCUUCCUCUUCCAUUUAUCCUUUGUUGAUAUCUGCAAUUCCUCAAUCAUGGUGCCUAAAAUGCUGAUGAACUUCCUAGCAGAGCACAAAACUAUUUCUGUCAAUGGCUGCAUUGCCCAGAUAUUCCUUUUUAUCCUCUCGGGUGGUAAUGAAGCUUUCAUUCUCUCAGCCAUGGCUUAUGACCGCUAUGCUGCAAUCUGUGACCCAUUGCAUUAUAUGCAGACAAUGAGCAAAGGAAUCUGUGUUCAGCUGGUGACUGGUGCAUGGAUUACGAGCUUCUUCUAUGCCCUUCUUAACACCGUUUUUGCCCUCAAGUUGCAUUUCUGUGGGCCAAAUCAAAUCAGCCAUUUCAGCUGUGAGCUCCCUCCUCUGUUACAGCUGUCCUGCACUGACACCCUCACCAAUCAAGUGGUCCUUCACACUUCUGCUUUGGUAUUUGGUUUGAGCUCCUUCCUCCUCAUCCUAAUCUCCUACAUUCACAUCAUCUCCACCAUCCUGAAGAUACGCUCUGCAGUGGGCAGGCGUAAAGCCUUCUCCACCUGCAGCUCCCACCUGAUUGUGGUUGGCUUGUUGUACGUGACAGGUUUUCUCCAGUACACAAAACCCAGCUCAGUCUCCUCUGUGGUUCUGGAUGAAAUAUUAUCCAUCCAGUACAGCAUCUUGACCCCUAUGUUAAACCCCAUCGUCUACACCCUGAAAAACAAGGAGAUGAAAACAGCUCUAAGGAAUAUAUUGGGGAAAUUCUGGUUUCUCAAUUAA
Molecule: messenger RNA, 939 nt
Organism: Mauremys reevesii (Reeves's turtle)
Lineage: Eukaryota; Metazoa; Chordata; Testudines; Geoemydidae
Product: olfactory receptor 5G3-like
Exons: 1
Coding region: 1-939 (312 amino acids)
Biological process (GO): G protein-coupled receptor signaling pathway
Cellular component (GO): membrane
Molecular function (GO): G protein-coupled receptor activity; olfactory receptor activity
Source: RefSeq, a predicted model, not a curated record